AUGGGUAACGCGGUCGCAUAUCGACACUCGGUUGCUAAGCAACAAACGAGAAAGAAAUUGGAGAAUUGUCGAAAACAACGGGAAAGGACUGGAGGCAUCGCAUUCAAUAAUAAUAUUCAUGGAGAUGAUGGAAGAAAACGCGAAAUAAGUGAAAGCCAUGCAGGAACGUCAGCCGAUUCAUAUGUGCGGAUAUCGAUCGGUGGGAAAUCGUAUUGUGUGAGAACCGAACUUUUCACUCCAGAUGAGACGCGAAUGCAUCGUUUUGUCGGCAGUUCGCACGAAGAUCGAUUAAAGAUGUGCGACGGCUUUGAUCAAACAACAACUGAAUAUUAUUUCGAGCGGAACUCGAAGCUGGCUGAUCAUUUGAUCGAUUAUUAUUCGACGGGAAGUCUCCAUCGACCAACGAAUGUUUGUGCCGAGCGUUUCCGUGAAGAGCUUGAGUUUUGGGAGAUCAGUCUAGAUCACCUCUCAUCUUGUUGCACAAUAUUAGCCGGAGACGAAGCAACAGCGGCGACGAAAAAGACGAAAGGAUUCCCGCAAGUUGCUGAUGAUUUUGAGCCGAUUUUUGACGGGGUCUGUUUGGGAUCAUUCCGGCUGACGCUUUGGCGUUUCCUCGAGGAUCCCCAAUCCUCAAUCCCGGCCGCCGUUUUCGCUCUUUUUUCAGUGAUGUUCGUCUUUGCGAGUGUUUUUGGCUUAAUCCUCGGCUCGAUGCCCGAAUUCCAAGAGGAUAGCUCAAUGGCUGAAGCCUAUCACAAUAUGCACAAUAGGAAAGUGCAUCCAAGUGAUGUCGGAAGUCAUAAAUUCUCCUCCUCUCAAACGCUCGAUCAAAAUCCGGUUUUCCCGAAUUUUGUCUACAAACCCACCGACAAUCCAGCGAUUUAUUUGGUGAUUUUGGAGUACGUGUGCAUCGGAUGGUUCACUUUUGAGUACACUGUCAGACUAAUCGUCUACCCACGGCGCUUCGAUUUCGCGAAGAAAACCCUGAACUUGAUCGACUUGUUGACGAUUCUCCCGUUCUACUUGGAGCUCUGCUUGCCGCUUUUUGGCGUCUACGCGAGCAAGUUCAAGGAUUUUACUGGCGACGAGCUGACUCUAACGCGGAGUGCACAAACGUGGAUGGGCGCAAUGCUGGUGAUUAGAGUGCUCCGUGUGCUUCGAAUGGCUCGAGUUUUCAAAUUGGCCAGAUACAGCACGAGUCUCCAGACUUUCGGUCACACCCUUCAAUCCUCGAUCACCGAACUCUCCAUGCUUUCAAUGUUCCUACUCACUGGCAUCAUUUUCUUCUCGACGAUCAUGUACUAUUUGGAGCGCGACGAGCCGAACACCGAUUUCUAUAGUAUUCCCGCUGGGUGCUGGUGGUGUGUUGUCACAAUGGCCACCGUUGGUUACGGGGACGCAAAGCCGGUGACAACGAUGGGAAAACUCGUGGCGACGACAACGAGCAUUUGCGGGAUUAUCGUUUUGGCUUUCCCCAUUUCAAUGAUCGUUGAGAAGUUCGCCUCCGCUCAACAAAAGUCCAUCGAGGAGACGCAACUUGCGCAAGCGCAACUCUCGGCCGCGGCCAACAACGCUCUGUUGCGUCGUUUCCCGACUCGACGAAAGCAAAGAAUGAGAGCAAUUGUCGAGAGUCACGACAAGCUAUUGAGUACUGUAACU
This is a messenger RNA of Mesorhabditis belari, 1656 nucleotides long. Lineage: Eukaryota; Metazoa; Nematoda; Chromadorea; Rhabditida; Rhabditidae. The record is from the annotation of a GenBank genome assembly.